UCACGGGUUUCAAAGCUUCUGAAUUCAUGUAUGUGUUCUAGACAGGAAAUCUAAGACUGUGAAACGUGCGAUCACCGGAGUUGCUCAAAGGUACAGGGAAACUCGUGUUCCGGCGAGCUCGCAGGCGGAGGUCGGCUAUGGCUGUCUCUGGAAAUUCUUUGGGCAUUACGUCGUCAACAUCCACUCCUGCCAACCCAUUUACAUUCUCCAUCGAUUCGACGCCGCCUCCACUCUCCCUCUCGACGGAUCAGUACCGCUACUGCACUGAUGCAUUGAGAUUCUUCAAGGAGAAGCUCCAGACUCCCCAGGAGAUUCUCAGAGAAUUUGAUAUCUUAGAGGCCAGUAGUAACUCAGAGGCGAUGGGUAGAUUUUCUGUGGCCCUUGGCAGCAGUAAUAAAAGAAAAAAUCGCUACUCAAAUAUUUUACCUUUUGACGACAACAAGGUUGUUCUGAAUUCAAACAAAGAUUGUGGACUUUCAGCAGGGGGUUACAUCAAUGCAAGCUACAUUGAGAUCUCUUCAUCAGAAAGCAUAUCUAGGUUCAUAGCAACUCAAGGUCCAUUACCUAAUACAUUGGAAGAUUUCUGGGAGAUGAUAAUUCAGAACCAUUGCCCUGUUAUUGUGAUGCUCACUCGAUUGUUUGAUAACUACAAUACUGUUAAAUGUGAAGAUUAUUUUCAGGCAGAGGAUGGUCCUAGAGAUUUUGGCAACAUUGUUAUCGCUACAAAAUCGCUUAGAGAAACUAACACUGCAUUGGUGAUGCGCCAUAUAGAGGUCAACUACAAAGAGUCGAAACAGCUCCCAUCGUCUGUUUUGCAUAUUCAGUAUCCCAAAUGGCCUGAUUUUGGAGUUCCCAAGGAUACCUUUGCUGUCCGUGAAAUACUGAGACAGACUUAUUUUAUACCGCCUAGUUUAGGGCCGAUCGUGGUUCAUUGCAGUGCUGGUAUUGGUCGAACUGGAACAUAUUGCACUAUUCACAAUACUAUUCAGAGAGUUUUGGUUGGAGACAUGUCUGCUUUGGAUUUGGUAAAAACCGUAAGAAUGUUUAGGUUGCAGCGGAUUGGAAUGGUUCAAACAGUGGAGCAAUACCAUUUUUGUUACACAACCAUUGUUGAUGAACUUGAAGAUCUUGUCUCCGGAUACAACAGUUGAGGGAACUCGCUAUUUACAGCCAUGAUCAGAAGUCUCAUUUCGUAAGACACAUCGCUAGAGUUCAUGCUUGUUCAUUCCUGAUAUGUACAUCACAUGCUCGGGUUUCUACCAUUUAACUCUUGAUUCCUUUGAUAUACACAUUUGAUUUGGUGUACUCUUGAAAAAGUCGAUAAUUCAGAUAAAGUAUAAAACUAGCAUCUGCAGAUGGCUAGAUCAAUGAUUGGAAGCAUCAUAUGAUUAAUUAGAGCUUAAUUCCAAACUAUUCAUUGAUCUCCAAUAGUUCUAGUUUAGUGUAAGAAAUAAGUAGGGAAUGAUAUGUAUUCACUGUCCGACCCUCUAUAAUUUGUUGAAAUGGUUGUAGUUCACUGAAUGUCUUUAAUUUACAUUGUGGAUAAUUUGUGUAAUUUUCUGAAA
Molecule: messenger RNA, 1565 nt
Organism: Impatiens glandulifera
Lineage: Eukaryota; Viridiplantae; Streptophyta; Magnoliopsida; Ericales; Balsaminaceae
Product: protein-tyrosine-phosphatase PTP1-like
Exons: 9
Coding region: 138-1151 (337 amino acids)
Biological process (GO): protein dephosphorylation
Molecular function (GO): protein tyrosine phosphatase activity
Source: RefSeq, a predicted model, not a curated record